Molecule: messenger RNA, 3409 nt
Organism: Macrobrachium nipponense
Lineage: Eukaryota; Metazoa; Arthropoda; Malacostraca; Decapoda; Palaemonidae
Product: myosin-10-like
Exons: 1
Coding region: 1-3129 (1042 amino acids)
Source: RefSeq, a predicted model, not a curated record
AUGUUUCAGCUAUAUUGCAGUAUACUUAUUAUCUUAGGAAUCGUGGCAGGCGACUUGCUCGCUUGGACUAUUGAUGACUUGCUUGGUUUCCUUUGUUGUCAAGGAGUCGACGGUGGUUUACGAGUACAGGAUACUCAUGCUGCCGCCGUGGACUCCCUUGAACUGGAAACUGUUGUUGAAGAACCCCACAGCUUGACGGCGCCCGGCCUUGCCUAUGCCAUCCCUGGAUUGGCCUUGUUGGCAGCCUUGGCGUUGGCUGUUUGCUGGGUUUUAAAAAGAUAUCGACUCGUAUUUUAUGAUUUGGAUGAAGAUCUGGAAACCUACGACUUUAGACUGGAAGAUAAUCUACAACUGGACGACAGUGAUGACGACGUAGACCUAGAAGACAGCGACGACGACAUGGAACUGGAAGAAAGCGACGACGAGGUAGACCUAGAAGACAGUGAUGACGACGUGGAACAAGAAAACAGCGACGAUGAUAUAGAACUAGAAGACAGCGACGACGACGUAGACCUAGAAGACAGUGACGACGACAUGGAACAAGAAAACAACGACGAUGAUAUAGAACUAGAGGACAGCGACGAUGACGUAGACCUAGAAGACAUUGACGAUGAAAUGGAACUGGAAGAAAGCAAGGACUACCUGGACACAGAUGUGGAUGAAAUGUCUAGACUGCGAAAUCGUCUAGAACUUGAGGACCCGGAAGAUAGUGUCAAUGACCUGGAAACGGAUAAACGUCAAUUGCCUAGACUGGAAGAUCUGGAACAAGAGCUGGAAGGAAUUGACCUGAAGACCGAAAGGACUGAUGUAGCUCUGCCAGAGGAGAGCUUAGAACUGGAGGAACUGACAGGUACUGAAGAUGGUCCUGAAAUUGUUGAACAACCAAACUGUUUGAUGGUGCCAGCCUUUGCCUUUGCCAUUCCUGUUUUGGCCUUGUUGGUAGGCUUGGCCUUUGCUGUGCAAUGGAAUGUCAACAAUCUUGUUAACCAUCUUCAGGAACUGGAAGAACCUCAGGAAAACGAAAAGCCCGAAGAAUAUAGACUGGAAGAGACCUUAAAACUGGAUCUAGAAAAGCAGAGACUGAAAGAAGAACUGGAAGAGAGCAAGGUUGCUGCAGAUGAAAUGGAGCGUCUUUGGAAGGAGGCAAAAGAGGAGAUUAUUCUGCUCCAGAAUCAAAUGGCAGAAAAGGACGUGUUGCUGAGAAAGAAUGCAGAUCAGGAGGCAAUUAUGAAAAGUGAAAUUGUCAAUUUGCACCAUCAAAAUGAAGAAAUCUUGGCCGAGCAUCAACACUUGAAAGAUGACCUGCAACAGGCUCUAAACGAAGGAGAGAGGAUGGAAAAUUUAAAUAAUGAUCUUAAGGAGGAAUUAGAGUCUCUGGAGAAGGAAUGCAAAGAGGAGAUGGCCAACAAAGAAAGAGAACUGCAGAAGCAAAUCGACAUUCUGACUAAAUUACUCGAACGGACUGCUCUAGAGUCUAAGAAGGACCAAGAAAAACUAAUUGCUCUGGAAGGUCAAAUGGCGUCCAUUGAAGACACUGUCUCUGAACUGGAAAGCCAGAUAAUGGACAUCACAGUGGACCAAGAUGCUCUCCGAGGAAAACUAGAGCUGAAGGAAGAGGAAAACGCGAGACUCAAAGCAGAAAGAGAGAAGAUGGAAAAUUUAAAUAAUGAUCUUAAGGAGGAAUUAGAGUCUCUGGGGAUGGAAUGCAAAGAGGAGAUGGCCACCAAAGAAAGAGAACUGCAAAAGCAAAUAGACAUUCUGACUAAAUUACUCGAACGGAAAGCUCUAGAGUCUAAGAAGGACCAAGAAAAAUUAAUUGCUCUGGAAGGUCAAACGGCGUCCAUUGAAGACACUGUCUCUGAACUGGAAAGCCAGAUAAUGGAAAUUACAGUGGAACAAGAUGCUCUCCAAAGAAAACUAGAGCUGAAGGAAGAGGAAAACUCGAGACUCAAAGCAGAAACUGAGAUCAUGGGAGCAAAACUACAAGCGAUGAAGAACUGCGUCUCAGAGUUAUGGGAACAGAAUGCGAGGUUGAUUGAGGAGUUAGAAGAAAAAAAAGUAGAAGUCACUUCAGUGAAGGAAGAGCUAAGAAAUGUGAAGAUGAAGACCCAAAUUUUGGUUGAAGAGGUCCAGGUCAUGAGGAAGUGGGUCGCUGAGUUAGGAGGAGAGAAUUCCAGGCUCCAGGAAGAGGUAGACGAAAACUGCCUGGAAAUAACUUCACUGAAGAAAUCAUUAAGGAAGGAGAAAAGACUUCUAGAGGAAGCUCUCCAUCAUGGGAAGGAGAUGGAGAGCUUGUUGGAAGCAGAAAAAAAGAGAGGGAAGGAGAUGGAGACUUCCCUCAGAAUCUUAAAAGAAGAGCUUGACAACAGGGGCCUCCAAAUGGAGAGAUUAUUAAAUAAGGAAAGAAGAUUAAUAUCUGAAAAAGAAGACCUAGGAGAGAAACUAGCCAUCGCUCUCAAUCAGGGGAAGGAACUGGACAGGUUCCUAGAGGAAGCAGACGAGAAGGCCAGAAAAAUUGCUCGCGAUUUUGAGGAAGAGGUCCAGAAAAGGGAGACCCAAAUAUGCCAAUUGUUAGGCCAAGAACAAAAACUCAAAGAAGGACUGCAGCAACUUGGAAAGGAAUGUGAAAGGUUGACAGAAAAGUGUAGGAUGCAGGAGGAACAUGAGAUGAGGGAAGCACAACGUUUCAGAGAGCAUCAGAGGAGACAGGAAGAGGCUUUGAAGCAACAGGAUAAAUACCUGUUGAUGACGCUUCUCCAUGGGACAGCUCAGAGGAAUUUCCACCUGCAACACAUUGCACUGGGUGGAAAUGAAGUUCUGGAGGAAACCAGUGAAAAGGAGACGGAAGAUGAAGGGCAAAAAGAGGACCUGUCUGACCUCUUGCGAAUGAAGAAGGAGAAUCAGUUUAGGAACUACUGUGACGCCCAACGUGAGAGGACUAACUACGGGCGGCAGUGGGAGGUCCUAACUCAGACGUUGACGGAUCUCAUGCAUGGAGAUGAGAGAAUGGCGGAAGCGACGAACGGAGGACCUAACAUGCACUCCGGAGUUUACAGUGAGGCGCCUGAACAAGAAGAUGGGGAGACGAUGCCCCAGGACACCAUACUGGGGAGACGAUCUCCCAAUUAGAUCAGCAGAACUGGGCACAGAAGAUGUCUCGAGGACCAAUUCUGAAGCACCAGUUCCGAAGCGGCAGGCAAAAAGAGGCAAAUCUUGAUGCCUUUGCCUUCUACAGCAGGAGGGGGAGAUGAACCCGUGACACCCCCCAACAAAGGUCAAGCAAAAGGGCCAACUCGAGUGAGUCACAGACUGACCUGGCGACCGUGAGGCUGAGGGCAUAUCCUCAGCAGCGUGAGAGGGACUUCCCCCCACCUUCGAAAAUUUCCCCCAGGGCCUCCCCCCAGGCCCA